AGAGGGCGACGCCAGCUAUUGACUAAUGGAAAGAGUUGAUAGUAAGAGGCGGGAGUAAGAGCUCCAACGAUUGGCCGGCCGUGGCUGUAGGCGCCGAGGCGGGAGCUCCCGGAGGUGGAGGCAGCGGGUGGGGGCCUGGCGGAGUGGAGGGGUAACAAGAUGGCGACUGAGACGGUGGAGCUUCAUAAGCUGAAGCUUGCUGAACUAAAGCAGGAGUGUCUUGCUCGUGGUUUGGAGACCAAGGGAAUAAAACAAGAUCUCAUCAACAGGCUCCAGGCAUAUCUUGAAGAGCAUGCUGAAGAGGAGGCAAAUGAAGAAGAUGUACUGGGAGAUGAAACAGAGGAAGAAGAACCAAAGCCCUUAGAACUGCCUGUCAAAGAGGAAGAACCUCCUGAAAAAACUGUUGAUGUGGCAGCAGAGAAAAAAGUGGUAAAAAUUACAUCUGAAAUACCACAGACUGAGAGGAUGCAGAAGAGAGCUGAACGAUUCAAUGUACCUGUGAGUUUGGAGAGUAAGAAAGCUGCGCGGGCAGCUAGAUUUGGGAUUUCUCCAGUUCCAUCAAAAGGCCUGUCGUCUGACACCAAGCCUAUGGUUAACCUGGAUAAGCUAAAAGAAAGAGCUCAAAGGUUUGGUUUGAAUGUCUCUUCAAUCUCCAGAAAGUCGGAGGAUGACGAAAAGCUGAAAAAGAGGAAGGAGCGGUUUGGGAUUGUCACAAGUUCAGCUGGAACAGGAACCACAGAGGAUACAGAGGCAAAGAAGAGGAAAAGAGCAGAGCGCUUUGGAAUUGCCUGAUGAAAAACUUUUGAUGCUUUCUGUUCUCCAGUGGUUUCCACCUCUUUGACUCUUCCUGGUCACAUAUAUACCUAAAUGCACAGUUAUGUGCCUAGGUCCUGCCUUGGAAUGAGGGAGCAUGUACCCUGGGUACAUCUGUAAACUCCAGCAGCAGUUUGACUUAUUGCAGUUCCAACUUUAAGGGUUUUGUUGUUGUGUUGUUGUUUUUUAAUUAUUAUUUUGCUUGU
Molecule: messenger RNA, 1019 nt
Organism: Budorcas taxicolor (takin)
Lineage: Eukaryota; Metazoa; Chordata; Mammalia; Artiodactyla; Bovidae
Gene: SARNP
Product: SAP domain containing ribonucleoprotein
Exons: 11
Coding region: 160-792 (210 amino acids)
Biological process (GO): poly(A)+ mRNA export from nucleus
Cellular component (GO): nucleus
Source: RefSeq, a predicted model, not a curated record